Messenger RNA from Ixodes scapularis (black-legged tick), 2382 nucleotides. It is a transcript of the gene Pino, whose product is annotated as protein pinocchio. NCBI's taxonomy places the organism in Eukaryota, Metazoa, Arthropoda, Arachnida, Ixodida, Ixodidae. Bases 652 to 1131 code for a protein of 159 amino acids. The transcript is spliced from 4 exons. The record is from RefSeq and is a predicted model, not a curated record.
GGCAUGACAGCUGCGUGGAAAAAAACAAACAAAGAAAAAAACGAUGCCUGUUACAAGUUUUUCGUUUUGAAAACGGGGAAGAACGUUUUACUGGACCGUUUGCUAGAGUCCCGCCGGAGGUGCUGCGUACCGACGGUUGAUAAUAAUACGUGGGUGUCGCAACGACUGUUGACAUUAGUCUCGACGUUUUCACACGACGCGCGUUGAACGAAACUCUCUCCUGGCGGCAGGCGAGCAAGCGGCCGCGCGUGUGACAAAGUGCUGCGUUUCCCCGCAGUGUUUCGCCAGGGGAAAUCCAGGCGUCGUGGUCGUCACGGCGCGCCCGUUCCUACUGCGCGUGCGUCGCUGACCUCCGCGCAUGCGCCGUUCGCUGCUCGCCGCGCGAGGGCGCCAGCUCCGCGGUCAGGCAAAUGAUUCGUCUGCUACGUCUGCUCCGGCGGGCAUUUCCACAGUCGUCUGCGUUUGAUUCAAGCCGAACGGUCGACAGAAGUCGGACUCCUCGUAAACAGUUCGUCGCAAGUUUCGCUGUCCCUGUGCCCCGUUCGAGUUUUGGGAUUCCUUUCUCCACGUCGUCGGCUUCAGCUGCUGUUGCGAAUUUGUGUCAGUGAAUCUCGUUUUGCGUCUGGAAUACGCCUUUUGCCCGACCCACAAAUGGCCACCGGAGUUCUAGUGAGUUACCCGUCCUCGGCCCUGCACGAAUCACGCUCGGUCGUCUUCAAGAAUAGCAAAGAGCUGUGCAUCCGGCAGUCCAAGUCGGACCCCGUGCUGCUCACGCUGUCCCAGAGUUCCCUGCUCCGUUGCUCCGACGCCUGGGACAGCAUUGAAGACCUGGCGCAGCAGGCAGCCGACGCCAGCUUCCUCACCAUUGAGGGCCUCAAGCGCCAGUACAACUCCUGCUCCACGUGCGGAGUGAGCUGGUACGAAGACCACGUCUCGCUAGACUGCACGGAGUGUGGGGGCUACGCCAUGCAGCGCCCCUGCGUCCACUGCGAAGGACGCUGCAGCGGUGUCUGGAGGAGGGACCUCGCAGCCUCCCACGAGAAGCGGUGUGCCCAGUGGAAGGGCGAAUGCCAGCUGACGGCCAGGGAAGCCCCCAAGGCAGCCCCCAAGGCAGCCACCGAGGCCUCUUGAGGCAUGGCAGCCUAGGCACCACCCCAGUUGCACCACUCUCCAUGUGUACAUAAACCUCCCCUCCUCCCCCUUCCCUCCAUGCACCACCACGAGUCUCUGUGCCAGGAGACGGCGGAGCGCCACUUUGCCACGACUCUUCCCGGACACCUCGAGCUGACUGAGAGCAACUGCACGUCCGAGCGGGGGACAGAGAUGCACCGGCAAAAAGUUCAGCCUAAUCCGUUGCAUUUCUAAUCAACAACACUCAACAAUCGAUUGGUUGGAGCCUUCUACAGAAGGAACACCCGUUCACUCCACUAGGAACCGUUUAGCGAUUCACCGAUAUAGCGACUAGAAUCGCAUUUAGGAACAAGCUCCUCGCUAAAAUCAACAACGGAUUGCUUGAACCCUUUGACAUCUGUAAUUUGUCACCGGCAGAUGACGUGUCCAUUAGUGCAUGCUAUGGCAAAGCUGUUGUUGUAGGCGAGAAAUAAUGAAGUGCACCUCGGUCCCGCGGUGGCGCAGUUGCCACAAAGUGACAAGACAAGGUGCUCGAGGUUCCGGAACAUUCCAGUUGUGGACAUUUGCUUGGCAGAAUUGUACAGCAUUCUGGCUACGUGCAGCAUUCUGAACAGAACGCCAUACGUAGUGUGUGUAUGUCUGUGUUCUCGUUUUGGCCUUGCCUUUUUAAAACUCUUUUCGAGCGCUUUUUCACGUGUCGUUCGAGUGAACUGUCUGCAAAGUGAGAGACUUUUCUGUAUCUGUUUCGUUUCAAACGUCGGCAUUUCAUUUCUAUCCCAAUUUCCCCCCUGUCCAACCACCGAAAAACUUAUUAUGGCUUUCAUUGUAGCAGCAAUGGAGAAAAUGCCACUUGUACAUUUUGUCAUUGCAAUUCUAUGAACCCUCAUUGUUAAGUUAUUUUCCCGCAGUCUGCUUCAAAUUACCAAUCGGCAGUGUUCAUGUGUGUCUUUGCUCGUGCGACCAAUGUAGCCUGUCGGAGGAGGCGUCGCGGAAAGGAGCGCGAAAGACGAGUGCCUUUUUUUUUUGUUGUCGAAGCUAUCCACCAGAGUGUUGUAUUUUUGUAACGCGACUGGACGAAGGAGCCUUAAGGAACGGCUGCCCGUGUACGCCCCUCCAAUCAGCAUUCAGGUGCCGUCUUUGAGUGUCUUAUUUAUUAUCGAAGCUGUUCACACGACGUGCAUACUGUUCCCUUCCCCACUUUUUUUAAAACGAUGUGACGGUUCGCAAUAAAAGUUCUCUCGCCAGUGAAAA